Manis pentadactyla (Chinese pangolin) is the source of this 3761-nucleotide messenger RNA. It is a transcript of the gene ZDHHC2, whose product is annotated as zinc finger DHHC-type palmitoyltransferase 2. Gene Ontology annotation, biological process: protein targeting to membrane; peptidyl-L-cysteine S-palmitoylation. Lineage: Eukaryota; Metazoa; Chordata; Mammalia; Pholidota; Manidae. Bases 146 to 1246 code for a protein of 366 amino acids. Gene Ontology annotation, cellular component: Golgi apparatus; endoplasmic reticulum. Gene Ontology annotation, molecular function: protein-cysteine S-palmitoyltransferase activity. The record is from RefSeq and is a predicted model, not a curated record. The transcript has 13 exons.
GGCGGCAGUGGCCGCGGCGCAACCGGCCGCCGCCGCCCCCGGGCCCGUCCCGCCGGGGGCGCCGGGCGCGGCCAGCGCGCCCCACAGCCGGAGGCAGAGCCGCGGGAGGCGGCGGCAAAGCCGGGCAGGUGGCUGCGGCUGGAAGAUGGCGCCCGCGGGUCCGGGCGGCGCGCGGCGGCGGUGCCGGCGGGCGCUGUACUGGGUCCCGGUGGUGUUCAUCUGCCUGCUGCUCGGCUGGUCCUACUACGCCUACGCCAUUCAGCUGUGCGUCGUGUCCAUGGAAAACAUUGGAGAACAAGUUGUGUGCCUGAUUGCUUAUCAUCUCCUUUUUGCAAUGUUUGUCUGGUCGUAUUGGAAAACUAUCUUUACAUUACCAAUGAAUCCUUCAAAAGAAUUCCAUCUCUCUUAUGCAGAGAAAGAAUUGUUGGAGAGAGAGCCAAGAGGAGAAGCCCAUCAGGAAGUUCUUAGGCGAGCAGCCAAAGACCUUCCCAUCUACACCAGGACCGUGUCUGGAGCAAUCCGCUAUUGUGACAGAUGCCAACUUAUAAAACCAGACCGCUGCCAUCACUGUUCCGUCUGUGAUAAAUGUAUUUUGAAGAUGGAUCAUCAUUGCCCAUGGGUGAACAAUUGUGUUGGAUUUUCAAAUUAUAAAUUUUUCCUUCUUUUUUUGGCUUAUUCUUUGCUGUACUGCCUUUUUAUUGCUGCUACGGAUUUGCAGUAUUUUAUCAAGUUUUGGACAAAUGGCCUACCUGAUACUCAAGCCAAGUUCCAUAUUAUGUUUUUAUUCUUUGCUGCAGCUAUGUUUUCUGUCAGCUUGUCUUCUCUGUUUGGCUAUCAUUGUUGGCUAGUGAGCAAAAAUAAAUCUACAUUAGAGGCAUUUAGAAGUCCAGUAUUUCGACACGGAACAGAUAAGAAUGGAUUCAGUUUGGGUUUCAGUAAAAACAUGCGACAAGUUUUUGGUGAUGAGAAGAAGUACUGGUUACUACCCAUUUUUUCAAGUCUAGGUGAUGGCUGCUCCUUUCCAACUUGCCUUGUUAACCAGGAUCCUGAACAACCAUCUACUCCUGCAGGAUUGAAUUCAACGUCUAAAAAUCCUGAAAACCAUCAGUUUCCUGCAAAGCCAUUGAGAGAAUCCCAGAGCCACCUUCUUACUGAUUCUCAGUCUUGGACAGAGAGCAGCACAAACUUGGGAAAAGGCAAAGCUGGUAUGAGCAAUCCUGCAUUAACCAUGGAGAAUGAGACUUAGCUCUUCAAACAAAAUUAAUUCAUAUUUUAUGAAAGAUUCAGUGCUGUAGAUGGAUGGAAGAGGCUCCCCACAAGAAGGCACCAUCGGCCAGGUGUUCCCAUGUCCCUUUGGCUGGAUAUGCAGAAUAUGAAUUGGUUAGUUCUCUCAGAGCAGUUGCUUAAAACACAACACAUUUUAUAUUCACUAUGCAGAUUGUCUCAACUUAACAAAUUCCUGCUAAGUAUUAAAAGUACUUAUGGUUAAUGAAUCAAGGACAAAAUACUUUCUAUCUUAAAAACUUGGAAUAAACUUCAUGGGCUAGUUUUCAGCCAAAUAUUUGGGCAGCACAACUUACCAGAUCCAAAGCCCAUUUUCUGAUUGAGAAAAUUGAGACUUAUUAAGAUUUUGAAAUUUAAAAGAUUUCAAGUCACAGUAUACUAACAAGCUUUAUUCGUAAAAUCUGUUCAUUACCUAUGAGAAGGUGGAAGUUGAGUAUCAGACUUUUUGUUUAUGCCUUCUGAUGUGAAUCCAGCCUUGGAGUGAACCGUAAAAGUAUGAAUUCAUUGCAAAUUUCAAGUGGCCUACAGUUGAAGUUUACUUCCAUUUUUUGCCAGACUUUAAUUAUAACCUUAGUUCCCUGCUGGAAAAGUGUGAUCGUUGAAGCUUGAGUUCACUGAAAAGCAACUGACUAGGAAAUUUUUGUCAAAACUAAUACAUUUCUGUUACUUCAGAAACAUAUUUUUCAUCUCUUCUAAUCUUCCUAAAUUGGAAGAAAUCUAUAAUAAUAAUUAUGAAGAUUGGUUUAUGAUAUUCUUUUGCCAGUUUCUUUUUUAAAUCUCCUUUUUUUAGGUUAUUUCUCCUAAUGAAAUAGCAAAAUAGUGAAUUUCUGUUAAGAAUCCCUGAUGGGCCCGUAGACUAGUCCUCCAUUGGUAUCUAUAUUAUUUGUAUCCUCUCACCAAAAGUAUGACAGUUUAACUACUUAGUUCCUCAAAUAUUUACUAAGAUUAAAUUAUGCAAAUCAUUUUAAAAAGUCAUAUAUUUUUAGAGAUUUAGUUCAACAUGAACUAAAUGCAGUGCUGUUUAGAUAUUGAGUUUAAGAUAAACUAAAGUGGUGUGUUUGUAGAUGCCAAAAUGUUCGGCUUCAGUAAAUAUACUAAGAAGCGCUUGUGCCUUGUAUGCACUAUUUGAAAAAAAAAAAAGUUUUGUUUUUUUAAAAAAUUUGAUUGAAGUGUAAAUUUUUGUAAAUGUUAGAGAUUAGAAUACAGUGUAUACAUUAUUUGGUACUGAUUUUGAGACUUUAAAGCAGAAUAUGUUUUAACACUUACAUGCCUAAAAAACUGGUAUUUGAUAAAAGAGAAAAUGGUAUUUUUUUCAAAAUCGGAAGGAGGCAAAAAUUCAAAAAAGAAGACCUGAGGAUAAUGGAAUAAAAAGAUCCUUGCAAUUACUCAUCCUUCCUAAAAGUAUUGAGUUUUAUGUUGAAAUGAAUUUAUGGAAGACCCAAAGUCAGCCAAGUCCAUUUUAUAGAUCAUUUUAGUACAGUUCUUUGAAAACUAGAAUGGCAGUCUUUUCAGGUUUCUUUUUUAAGCUAAAAGAUUUUGAUCUGACAAUCUGCUUCAAGAAAUCUCAGAGGUGAUGCAUUUUUAUUUUUAUUUCAAAGUAUUUUUGUGUCAUCAUUUUUCAUUACCUGAAGUGCCAGGUUGGAACCUACAGCUACUGCUUGAAGUCUUAAGGGCAAUGUCAUGUAUUCAGAAUUAAAUGCAACCAGAUUUUUUUCAAAGCACAGUACUACAGCUAUUUUUACAGUCAGGAUUCCAUUAGGUAUUCCCUCUUGUCAAACUAGAAGCUAAGAAAAAAAGAGGGAUUUUUAUUCUUUACCUUGCUAGAGUACUGUUAAUUUUUCCCCUUGUAGGUCUUCUAUGUAAUUACUGAAAUGUGUAAUUCAAUACACAUGUAAUUAGAAAUGGAUUCAAAAAGCUUUUUCAAACUAAAAUUUUCUUCAUUAAAUUGUUACAGUUCCCUUUUUGUUUUCAUACAGUGAAUAGCUCUUAAAGGGUUUUUUGUUUAGUUUGGUUUUCAAUUUGAGAGGGUUAUAAUUUUUGGAUAUGGUGGCAUAUCUCAUUAGGUAUGCAGUAUAAAUUUACCUGAGUGAAUAAAACAUCAAAUAGACCUACAUUUUGUACAUGCUUAUAAAAUGUAUCUUAAAGACAUUUUAUUUAAAAAAUGUACUUGGUUAACUCAAACUUGAAGACACUUUUACACUUCAGCUGUCCUGAUAUAAUAGUACAUUAAACUGGUAAUUUUGAUUUUUCCUGUUUUUAAGAGAUUCUACCAUGUAAGUAUCAAUAUUUAAGAAAUUUUUCAUUUAAAAAUGUACAAAUGCUUCAUAAACGUUAGUUAACUAUUUGCCAUUGUAUGGUGAAAGAAGGUUUGUAUUUUUGAAGAUAAGGAAAAAUUAUGCUAAAUGCAAUGAGACAUUCACGGAAGUGCUUAUCCAUAAAUUCUGUUAUAUCGUAAUAAAGUCUGGUUGACCCCCUUA